Messenger RNA from Aphidius gifuensis, 603 nucleotides. RefSeq names its product 39S ribosomal protein L18, mitochondrial (gene mRpL18). Gene Ontology annotation, molecular function: 5S rRNA binding; structural constituent of ribosome. Gene Ontology annotation, biological process: translation. The record is from RefSeq and is a predicted model, not a curated record. NCBI's taxonomy places the organism in Eukaryota, Metazoa, Arthropoda, Insecta, Hymenoptera, Braconidae. The transcript is spliced from 3 exons. Gene Ontology annotation, cellular component: ribosome; mitochondrion. The coding region runs from base 16 to 561 and encodes 181 amino acids.
AAAUACACAUCCAAAAUGAAUAUUGUUAAUAAAAAAUUAAUAUCAUUAUUUAUACCAAAAAAUAUAUCAAAAAAUGUACAUACAAAUGCUAGUUUAAUUGAAAAAUGUACAGAAAUAAAUAAUAGAAAUCCAAGAAACUUGGAACUAUUGAGAAUUGCAAGAAAACCAUCUGGUUAUCAUUUGGAAAGAAUAACUCGUGAAUAUUGGCACAGAUUGGUAUUGGAUCGUUCAGUAAAACAUGUUACAAUAAAUGUUGAACAUUUCGAAAAUGGAACAGUUGUAUCAGCAUCAACAAAAGAGUUAUCAAUAAAAAAACGUUUAUACAAAUUACAUGACAGUUCAGCAUAUAUGAAUCUUGGAAGAAUUCUUGCUCAAAGAUGUAUUGAAAGUGGAAUAUUAUUUGUUCACAAUGAUCCAAAACAAAUUGAAUGUAACAAAUAUAAUUUAAUACUUCAAGAACUUGAAAAUAAUGGUAUUAUAUUAACAGAACCAUCGAGAUUUAAAAAAGCAAAUCCUUGGGAUCUUGAACGUCCAGAUAAACCAUGGGAAGUAUUAGAAUAAAAAACAAUUAUAAAAACAUUUAAAAUAAACUCAUUAAAAAAA